Molecule: messenger RNA, 373 nt
Organism: Macaca mulatta (Rhesus monkey)
Lineage: Eukaryota; Metazoa; Chordata; Mammalia; Primates; Cercopithecidae
Source: RefSeq, a predicted model, not a curated record
CCAGCUCCGCCUUUGCCUCCAAGGCUUUGCGGGCUUGUGCGGCGUCCGCCUCCGACUGCGGGUUGUGCUUCCGGUGCGGAGGUCAGGGACAAGAUGGUGCCGCCGGUGGAGGUCUCUCCGCUCAUCAAGCUCGGCCGCUACUCCGCCCUGUUCCUCGGUAUGGCCUACGGAGCCACGCGCUACAAUUACCUAAAACCUCGGGCAGAAGAGGAGAGGAGGAUAGAAGCAGAGGAGAAGAAGAGGCAGGAUGAACUGAAACGGAUUGCCAGAGAAUUGGCAGAAGCCCAAGAUGACAGCAUAUUAAAGUGAGUGACCCCGUGACCCUCUCUCUGGAGCAGCAGCGGAUGAAUAAAGCUUCCUGUGAUGUGUGAUA